This is a messenger RNA of Colletotrichum chrysophilum, 579 nucleotides long. RefSeq lists its product as uncharacterized. Bases 1 to 579 code for a protein of 192 amino acids. The transcript is spliced from 3 exons. Lineage: Eukaryota; Fungi; Ascomycota; Sordariomycetes; Glomerellales; Glomerellaceae. The record is from RefSeq and is a predicted model, not a curated record.
AUGGCGAACCAUCUCAACCGUGUGGCAACACCCUCCAAGCCCUUCUUCGCCGAAGUGCCUAUGACCAACAACGAGUUUGUGAAAGCAGCACUCAGUGGUCCAAGGGCCAAGACGAUGUGGGAACGUAUCGACACAGGACUGAAGAAGAUCAUUGAGACUGUUUUCAGGCAGGUUGUUCGGGAUUGCAACGAAACGACGAAAGGUGGCCCAUUCUACAUCGAUGAGAUUGCCCUGGCAUACCCUACGUAUUGGACCGAGGUUGAGCGGAAGAAGUAUGAAAGACUUGUCAGGGAGGUUUUAUCCACCUUUGAAGAUGAGUGUCUGCGCCAGAGGUGGCACUUUCUGACCGUCCCUGCUGAGAAGGCCGAGCAAUGCUUUUGGAAAGCCAUGAGGGAGCCCCUUGAACGCGCAGCCAAGGAGAUUGCCCGAGCUGCCUCGUUGAAAUACGAUGUUCGUGUGGUGGUGUACGGUGGAAGUGGUCAGAACUCAAUUGUGCAGGCAAAGAUCAAGAAAGCGUGCGAGAAAGUCGGGGUUAAACCCCCCUAUUUCGCACAAAAUGGCUCACGCGCGAAGGAGUAA